Messenger RNA from Drosophila rhopaloa, 1536 nucleotides. RefSeq lists its product as uncharacterized. The coding region runs from base 246 to 1187 and encodes 313 amino acids. NCBI's taxonomy places the organism in Eukaryota, Metazoa, Arthropoda, Insecta, Diptera, Drosophilidae. The transcript is spliced from 2 exons. The record is from RefSeq and is a predicted model, not a curated record.
AAAUCAAAUAAAAGCAGUAAGUUACACUUGGAGAAACUUUAGAGCCGCAUCGAUUAGCGUGGCUAGCAAAGCGCAUCGCCAGAUGCACUCAAGUGACAAAAUUAGUGGAGGAAACGCUGACAAAAUUGUUGCUAUUGCUGGAGCUGUCGUAAGUCCAAUUACAAGCUUGGUCUGCCACUCAGACGAGGGCGUUGCCAAAGACGAAAAGACUCUGGAGUGGCGACAGUUUUUCCCCAAGCCUUGUGAUGACUAGUCGCUGGCUGCUAUUGAGUUUGCUUCUCUAUUUGGGUGGCCAAGAGGCCUCCUCGGGAGUGAUAGAUAACUUUGGUGAUGGCCUGAAAAUGGCCGGACAAAUGUUUGGCAUUAAUACCGCCGCGGAUGUGGCCAAUCUGGUGGCCAAAGCCUUUGCCGGCAAUCCUAUGACAAACGUACCCAACCUAAUGGGUUAUGUGCAGAAAACCUUUAAAGCCCCGCAGCAAAACAACGAUGAAGAGGAACAGAAGGAGGAUCAAUCGGAGGAGCAAUCGGAACCGGAAAAUGCCCAGGAAGAGCCACCGGUGGAGAACAGUACGCGAAGACCUCCUCCAAUAUCCUUCGACUCCGGGCAACUGUUUACAAACAUGCUGAGAAUGGUGGGAUUUGACACUCGCAAAAUUGGAGCUCUAGCUUUGAAUGCCUUGAUUAUGAUUGCCCAGGCGAUUGGCAGCUCAUUAAUGCAGGUCACCCGAGGAGGCGGAGGACCAUCGCUAGAAGCUUCGGAAUCUUUGUUCGAGCCAAGCGAUCACCGACCGCGAUCUCUGUCCAUGGGAUCGCCUAUCGAUUGGUUCCUGCAACGAUCUGAUCGAUACAGUAAACGACUAAUCAAGGAUAUCAUGGAUCGGGAUCUGCCCGAAUACAUUGUGGACAUGAUUGAGGCCAAAGAGAAACCAGAGGAGGGCAAACAGGCUGGCUGUUUGAAACUUCUCAUGUGCAAGGGCAAGCCCAUAAUUUGGGGAAUGCAGGAAUCGCUGAAGAAACGCCUGGCUGGCGAGCCGGAAGAACAUGAAGAAGACGAUAGCUACUUUAAUAAGCGAAUUUUCUUUAAGUAUUUGCCCAGCCUUGAGGAUUUCAGGGUGCACAGUGAUGGCUGUGAAUCUAAAUAUCAUGAGGAAUGCCCUAGGAAUGCAACGACUGGCAGCUUCUUUUAAGAUAAAUACAACAUUUUACUACAUUUUUACUGGGAGUAGGUCAUAAAAAUCGGAUAGUUUUGAAUUUAAAAACUUCUUAAACGAGUUUUGGUUACGUUUUGAAUUAUUUGAUUAUUGUUUUAAUACCAAAGAAAUAAUCUACAAAAUUAUGGCUCUUAAUAGUUUUUAAAGAUUAUUAUAUAUACAAUUAACUUGUUUAACAUUGAUGUUAAAAAUGAUUAUUUUUAUUUCUUCAAGCUUAUAUAUAGAAGUAAUGCUACACACAUUUCAAUAUAUUCAAAAAGGAAUUCUACACUUGUCAAAAUCUUAAUAAAACUCACAAAUCCUUUUCACGGAUAAAUUAACAAUA